AUGCCGACUCGUGUUUUCCUGGGCCAUCUCUCGCGAGAUGCCUCCGACAGAGACAUCGAACAACUCUUCAAAAACUAUGGCCACAUACGCGAAGUUACCCUCAAGAACGGCUUUGGCUUUGUCGACUUUGAUGAGUCAAGGGAUGCCGACGACGUCGUCCAUGACUUCCAUGGCAAAGACUUCCUGGGCGAGAGACUUGUAGUGGAGAUUGCUCGCGGUGAACGCAAACGGGAAGACCGCGGUAGCAGUGACCGCUACGGUCCGCCCGAGAGAACUGAAUAUCGCUUGAUGGUCAACAACUUGGCCCAUGGCGUCAGCUGGCAGGAUAUCAAAGAUAUGAUGCGUAAGGCUGGCGAAGUCACCUACGCGGACUUGAGCAAGGAUCAGGAAAACCAAGGAGUUGUGGAGUUUCAAACAGAGGCGGACGCACAGAAAGCACUGAAGACGAUAGAUGGAGAAUUGUUACGAGGAAAACCCGUUGCCUUGCGCCUGUUUGACCCGUCGCGCGACACGGUGCCUCGCGAGGGCGGUCGUGGUGGACGUGAUCGAGGCCGUGAGCGUGAGCGCGACCGUGGGGACCGGUACAGAGGAUACAGCCGCGAGCGUGAGCGUGGAUACAGUCGUGAUCGAGGAUAUGACCGGGAUCGUCGGGACAAAGGCCGUCGUCGUUCUCGUUCGCCCAGUCGUGGUCGUCGUGGCGAAAGCCGAGAUCGCAGCCGUGAGCGUCGCGCCAGCGCCAGUACUAAUAGCGGAGGACGUGCAGGUCGGAACCGUGAGCGUGAACGUGAAUUUGAACGCGAGCGGGAUCGUGAAAGACAUGGUGUUCGUCGUGGACGUUCUCGCUCUGGAAGCCGGGACUGA
Messenger RNA from Linnemannia hyalina, 861 nucleotides. The record is from the annotation of a GenBank genome assembly. Lineage: Eukaryota; Fungi; Mortierellomycota; Mortierellomycetes; Mortierellales; Mortierellaceae.